AUGCCACGCCUGCCUCCAGCCUUAAUUCGCCAGGCUGCCGCUCAACACCCUCUCCUCCCUCUUCUACUACGCGUUUGCCGGGACAUCUACUCCGCUCAGAAUGAGCUUCGCUGGCUGCAGGAACACGCCCGCGAUACUGUACUUACGAAGAGACGGAAACAUGAUCGUCCGCCAGCGCGGUCCAGGAGAGUUUUGAGAUCUCUGCCACAAAGGCAUGCCUGUAAAGGUCUUCUGGUUCCUACAUCGGGCAGGACGCAUAGUGACCGAUUUUGCAAAGAUGGAGAGGAGCAAUCCUGGGAAGAAAAACCCGGCAGCCUCGACGAAGAACACCCUCUGAUACUCGACAUCACUAGCAGGCGACUAUCAUCGGGCGUACCUCCGUGGGAUCCGGUCCGCGAAUGUGAAGUUCGCGGAGGACACAGCAAACCCAUCCCAGGUCAACCUACCGAAUCUGCACUGCGGGAUACACUUUUGGGUCGCCAUACUGAGGUUGCGCACACGCGGAGACUUCUCGCCGGAUAUGUGACCAGAAGAGCGAGAGGGGUGCCGCUACAAUAUCUUCUCGGUAGCCAACCAUUCGGCAAUCUCGAGAUACUGACCCGGAAAGCGGUGCUCAUACCCAGACCCGAGACCGAGACUUACACCGAACACGUCGCCAGAUUGCUCCUUUCAUGGCUUCACCGCGCUACUCCCAGUAGCCAGACGUCGGUUGGCGGACGCAAGAAACUGAGGAUCCUUGAUCUAUGCUCGGGAACUGGCUGUAUAGCACUGCUGUUACAUUCGCUUCUCAAAGCGCCCCAAUCGAAGGUGGCUUCCAACGAGAACAUGGAUCUGGAGAUACUUGGCAGCGACAUAAGCAGUGAUGCAAUUCAUCUGGCAGAAAGAAACCUACAGCAUAACAUCGCUAACGGAUUGCUCCGCACGGACGCUGCUCAGGAUAUCUCCUUUCGGCAGAUGGACAUCCUCCAAUCGGCAAGGUUGAACGCGACCGAGAUGCGUGCACUCUUUGAGAAGGGCGGCUCCGGCCAUGAUGACGCUUCAGGCCUACACACCCCAUGGGACGUCAUCAUCUCGAACCCUCCAUACAUCUCGCCCCGAGACUAUGGCCCCGGCGGCAAAACCGAGUCGAGCGUGCGCAAGUAUGAGCCCAGAAUUGCACUCGUCCCCCCGGUGUCUGGUUCAUCACUGGACGGAAACCCCGCCACCGAUCCAGGUGACGUGUUCUACGGGCCUUUGAUGGACUUGAUACAUGGCCUAGGUGCGAGGCUUCUGCUCAUGGAAGUCGGCGAUUCGCAACAAGCCGGCCGCGUACAUGAGAUGGCUCGACGGAAAUUUGGAGCAACCACUUCAAACGCCGACCGUGCUGUGCUGUUUGAGGCGUGGCAGAACGACGGCACGGAGAGACUGCUGCCUGCACACUUGCCGGCGGAUCAAGGCCAAGGCCUUGCCAUUGCGGGCGACGCUGCACGACAGGCGGCUGAGGUCACGGCGUCAGUAGACACCGGCACCGGCACCGGUGUCUCCGAUCGAGCCGUCGUCAUCUGGACGGGAGAUCUCGCACAGUGGCGGCGCUCGGCGAGAUGGGCUGCGUGA
This is a messenger RNA of Capronia epimyces CBS 606.96, 1593 nucleotides long. RefSeq lists its product as uncharacterized. Lineage: Eukaryota; Fungi; Ascomycota; Eurotiomycetes; Chaetothyriales; Herpotrichiellaceae. The coding region runs from base 1 to 1593 and encodes 530 amino acids. The transcript has a single exon. Gene Ontology annotation, cellular component: mitochondrion. Gene Ontology annotation, biological process: methylation. The record is from RefSeq and is a predicted model, not a curated record. Gene Ontology annotation, molecular function: methyltransferase activity; nucleic acid binding.